AUUUAAACUGUUGCGUUGCUGCAUUUUGCAUUUUUCAAUUUGAAUUUCUUUGCUUCGCAUUUUCUGUGUGCGUUGCGGAAUGCAAUUUUCUAUCGUACUAAUUCGUUACAUUUAGCUUAGCAGUCUUUUAGUGAACGUGAAUGCUUCGCACAUUGUAUUGCUUAGGAGCUAUUAAUUAGCAGAGAAUAAUCAAUAAAAAUGAGUGAAAAAGUGGAUGAUAGUAAAAAAACAUCGAUGACUGAGGAAGAAAGGAUAGCUCUAUGCCAUAAGCUGGAUAAAGAACUUGAUGAUUUUAUUGAUGGUUUGGAAAAAAAACGAUACACUGAGGGAUGGCCAGAGGACCGCUGGGAGGAAGAAAUGGAGAAGCAUCCUUUCUUCAUGAAGUCGACUCCAGAUAACGGUGAACUGUCCCCUCUUGCUGAGGGCCUGGCAAAGCUGAAGUUUGACCCCGCGGAGAACACACCACUGGAAUUGGCCACUAGCUAUAAGGAGGAUGGGAAUUUCAACUUUAAGCACAAGAAUUAUAGAUUGGCGAUAUUGGGGUACACAGAGGGAAUCAAAGUUAAAUCUGACGAUGCAGAAAUCAAUGCUAGCUUGUAUAACAACCGCGGGGCAGCGCAAUUUCACUUAAUGAACUACCGAUCAGCUUUGUUCGACAGUGAGCGCGCAUUGUCGUUUAACCCAGACCAUGCCAAAGCCCGUUUACGGGCAGCCAAAUCAGCACUCGCAGUCGCCAAAUACGAUACGUGUAUAGAACACUGCGAAAAGCUACUACAAACGCAAUCAAAGGAUAAAGAAUUAAUAGAACUUCUUAAUGUAGCCAAAAAGAAAAAGAUGAUUCAAGAGCGGGAUGAAAGGAAGAGAAACGUCUUGGAAGCCAAAAAAAAUGCUGAAAAACAAGCAGUUAUUAAAGCUAUUGUUGAUAGAGGAAUAAAAAUAUCUAAGUGUGAGGACGAAGACGACAUUGACCUGUCUAAGCUAGAGCCUUGUAUACCUGGUGCCCAAGAUGCAAUCGUUCGUUUGGAAGACGGCAUUUUAAAGUGGCCCGUUCUGUUAUUAUAUCCAGAGUACCAACAGACAGAUUUUAUUAGAGCGUGUCCAGAAAAUGUGCCGCUGUUAAACCAGUUGGAACAAAUAUUCCCUGCGCCUUGGGAUGACAAAAAUACAUACAGUAUUCGAAAAAUUAAUCUUUAUUACGAAAGCUCUGACAAUAUGCCACACUUGAUUGAUCCAACGAAUAAACUGGGUGACAUCUUGAAGAUGAAGCAUUAUGUAUUGAAGUCCGGUACACCAUCGUUUUUCUGCUUGUUAAAAGGCAGUCGAUAUGAAAAGAGCUAUUUGGAAAGUUAUCUUUAAAAGUAGAAUAUUUAAAAAAAAAUUAUUCAAAAAGUAAUCAACUUUAUAAAUGGGUAGCUUCUUCAUGUUAUAAUAUUUAAGGCUCGGUAUCCACCCAAGCGGAGAUGUGUUUAGCAGACCAAUCAGAUGAUGUG
Molecule: messenger RNA, 1490 nt
Organism: Maniola jurtina (meadow brown)
Lineage: Eukaryota; Metazoa; Arthropoda; Insecta; Lepidoptera; Nymphalidae
Gene: Dpit47
Product: DNA polymerase interacting tetratricopeptide repeat-containing, protein of 47 kDa
Exons: 3
Coding region: 199-1356 (385 amino acids)
Molecular function (GO): Hsp90 protein binding
Source: RefSeq, a predicted model, not a curated record